Molecule: messenger RNA, 2203 nt
Organism: Syngnathoides biaculeatus (alligator pipefish)
Lineage: Eukaryota; Metazoa; Chordata; Actinopteri; Syngnathiformes; Syngnathidae
Exons: 12
Coding region: 168-1724 (518 amino acids)
Molecular function (GO): guanyl-nucleotide exchange factor activity
Source: RefSeq, a predicted model, not a curated record
GCGGCGCCCUGCUGGACCUGGCCCAGAUCCAGCACGGAGACUCGGUGCUGCGCGACGAGCUGGACAAGAACCGGCGUCGUUGUCAGGAGAAAGCGCGGUGCCUGGAGGUCCUGGUGGAGUCCCUCAGGGCUGUUUCGCCUCGCCUCCUGUAGGGGGAGCUGGGCGUGAUGCGAUGUCAGGUGCUGGCGCUGCGCAGCGACGUGCAGCGACACCAAGAGGACGCAAAGAGCACUGCAGCAAUCCACGCGCAAACGCGCAGCGGUUCCGAUGACGGGUGCCGCGGAAAAGUCCUGCUGCAUUGUUUCCUGCAGGGCCUCAAGGCCGGACUCACCGAAGGAACAGACGCGCGACACCAGGUGGCGCUGCAGCUGCUCCACUCCGAGUGGGAAUACGUGUCCACUUUGAACCAACUCCACGGCAAAUUCAAGACGGCGACGGCGACUCAGCGCGCGACCGCUGAACCUCGAGAGACGUUCGCGUCGUACGUGGAGCGUCUCCUGCAGCGCCACCUGCUGUUCAGGAGCAGCCUGCAGGAGCGACUGUCCGCCCAGCAGUGGAAGUCUCUGGUCGGAGACGUUCUGGUCCAGCUCGUCGGACACAAUGACACGUCUUUCGCGGACGCGUACGUGGGCUACACCGGCGCGCUGGCCUCCUUCCUCCCGCUGGAGGUCCGCAAGUUGGAUGCGCUCGAGGAGGAGCAGGGCGGCCAAGCGGAGAAGGAAAAGGGGCAAAUCGGAGCGCUGUCGCUCCUCCUGGCGCCCGUUUCUCGGGUCCACUGCUACCUGAGUCACAUCCAGAACCUGCUGCAGUGGACGGGCAAAGAGCAUCCGGACUGCAGCCUCCUGCUGGGCGCCGAGCGGACCCUCAGGGACAUUUUAUCGCGAUGUCACGUCAUCCUGGAGGAGGAAGUCCGCUGGGACGGCCCAGAAGAACCGUGGCGGCGUUUUGGGGAUGCAGUGGGCGGCGGCGGCUCAUCCGCGGACUGGGCCCCUAACAGGACCGAGCAGGAUUUUGUGGCGCUGAGAGAGAGCCGGCACCCGUCGUCGGGCCUGACAAACGGUUCUGGCGGGGACCGCGGCAUGCGGGUGGAAUGCUGGUCCUGCAGUCCCGUGAGGCGGCAGAGCCGUCGGCGGGCGGCCGCCCGCGCUCGGGUCCCGGCGCCGGAGCCCACGGGCGAGUCGGGCCCCGAGGAGGGGCGGGCGGAUCCGGACGACACGUCGGCUUUCGACGACUCCUCGCUGACCUCCUGCAGGGACGAUGAGGAGGAGCAGGAGGAGGAGGAGGACAGUCAGGUUCCGGUCCUGCUCAAGCCGUCCUCCCAACAACGUUCGGAGAGGGGCGUCUGGCUCCGCUGGCAGAUCCCCAGACGGACCCCCCACCCCCCCCGGAGGAUCCCCGCCCCCGCCGGCUCGUGCGGCAAAAGGCUGGUCAGCGUCAGGACGGGAUCGCCGCCGCUGCGAGCCGAGAGCGCGUUCAGGCCCAUCUGGGACCGCCCCACCAAGCAGGCCCAAGCGUCCCCGGAGAAGGAGCACCGAGGCUUCGUGGCGGUCCAGACCGCCACCGGGCCAAACUUCGUCACUUUGCGAGAACGCCCGAGAGCGGGACAAGGCCCGGGACUCGGUCUGGGCCACCAGCCUCUGCUGCCGAGCAUCUCUGUGGCGCCGCCCGCUGGACGACUGUGGGAGGACAGCGAGGAAAGCGAGGGACCCUGCAGCACCGUUUGAUAAUAAUCUCGAUAAAAUACGAUAACUACAAUAUGUGUACCUUACCGUUGUCUCUUCUGCAGACAAAAAGUUGUAAUGUAACGUAAAAUUUGUUAUUGUUGUAAUGUUAGGAGAAUACAUUUGUAUUUUGUUUAUGCUCUUUAGACGGCAUGACUCGUGCACAGGUGUGCCUCAGGCUGCCUGCAAUAAAAUUCGAAAAUGUACAGUUUUGAACAAAAUACAAGGGUCGCCUAUGCAUAUACAUAUAUAACAUGUCAUUAUCGAAGCCACUUAUCCUCACAAGGGUUGCGGGAAAGCCGGAGCCUAUCCCAGCUAGCUUGGGGCGAAAGGCGGACGACACUCUCAACUGGUCGCCGGUCAGAUAUCGUCGCCAUCACGGAGCGGGAAUCGAUCCCACGCUGCCAGCGCCAAAGGCAGGUGCCUGUACCGCUACACCAUCAGUGACUCGUAUAUACACACACAUUCAGACACACGCGCAC